This is a messenger RNA of Micropterus dolomieu (smallmouth bass), 1605 nucleotides long. Its product is annotated as four and a half LIM domains protein 3-like. NCBI's taxonomy places the organism in Eukaryota, Metazoa, Chordata, Actinopteri, Centrarchiformes, Centrarchidae. Gene Ontology annotation, cellular component: nucleus; stress fiber; Z disc. Gene Ontology annotation, molecular function: actin binding; transcription coregulator activity. Gene Ontology annotation, biological process: actin cytoskeleton organization. Bases 175 to 1014 code for a protein of 279 amino acids. The record is from RefSeq and is a predicted model, not a curated record. The transcript has 6 exons.
UCAGUCAGUGGAAACCCGUCAGGGUUCAGCUCGUAGGAGUUCACAGAGGAUUUAAUUACAUUCAUUUUACACACCACAGCAGCUCAAGCGGACAAACAGCGCAGAUCCUGCAGAGGAGUCUCCUGUGAGCAUCUCCAGAGGCUGCUGCGCAAAGAGAGGCCAGCCAGAGACAUCAUGAGUGACCGGUUUGACUGCAAGAACUGCAACGAGUCCCUGUGUGGACGCAAAUACAUCCAGGUGGAGGACAACCCUCACUGCAUCCUCUGCUACGACCGCCUGUAUGCCAACACCUGCCAGGAAUGUAAAGAAAUCAUUGGUCAUAAUGCCAAGGAGCUCUUCUAUGAGAAUAGACAUUAUCACGCUCACUGUUUUCGUUGUUUCCGCUGCGACCGCUCUCUGGCAGACGAGCCCUUCACCAGCCAGGAAGACGCGCUGGUGUGCAGCGACUGCUACUGCAACGAGUUUUCCUCCAAGUGCGUGGCCUGCGACAAGACAGUCAUGCCAGGAUCGAAGAUGUUGGAGUACGGCGGCUCCUCAUGGCACGAGGACUGUUUUGUGUGUCACGGCUGUGAGAAGCCGAUUGGUGCAGAGGCCUUCAUUCCAGACAAUAACAACUACUACUGUGUGCCGUGCUACGAGGGCAGGUUUGCUCCUCAGUGUAGCCUCUGCAAAAAGGCUCUGACCAAAGGAGGGGUGACCUACAAAGACGAGGUGUGGCACAAAGAGUGUUUUCUCUGCACGGGCUGCAAAGCCCCACUGGCCGGCCAACCCUUCACCUCGCAGGGGGAAACUCCGUACUGUGUCAAGUGUUUCAGCAGCCUGUAUGCCAAAAAGUGCGCCGGAUGCAACACAGCCAUCACAGGGUUUGGAGAUGGGAAGUAUGUUUCUUUUGAGGACCGGCAGUGGCACCAGCCGUGCUUUAAGUGUUCACGCUGCUCUGUGUCGCUGGUGGGAUCCGGCUUCUUCCCCGACCGUGACCAGAUUCUUUGUACAGACUGCAACAAUGACGACUGACCACCGCUAACGAAACCUGCAACACCUGCACCUGGCGCAGCAAAUAUCUAACACUGCUGACACCAGCAGAAAAAAACUUCUAAACCUCAGCCUUGCACAUAAACACUGCAAUAUUAAUAAUUCACUCACAGUGUAAAGCUGAUACAAAGCUCAGUAUUUACAGCUCAAAACUCUCGUCAGCUUUUAGCACAUUGAAAUGUAUGUAUAAAUUCUGCAGAAAUGUUCUCUGAUGUAUGUGUGUGACUUUGUUUUCCUUUAUUUUAUAUGUUUUGCACACCAAAGACUAAAUAAAAGAUACAAAAGAUACAUGUAAACCUAUAAAUUAAAUUGUUUCUUCAUUCAUGAAGGUGGUAAUGCACCAUUUAUGCCACCUUUUUUCAUGACUGCUAGAUAGAAUUAAAAUUUCAAUAUUAUGUCCUAUGCUUAGCAAACAUAUUUCUGCUUUUUUUUUUUUUAAAUAUUACAAUUUAUUAAUCUCUUCUUCUUCUUCUUCUUCUUCAACUACUUGCUGUAUGUAAAAAGGUAUGUUGUUUUCCUUUCAGCUAAAACAAUCUUUACUGGCGUACAUGCAAUAAAAUGGCAUAAAACAAA